UUAGUAGCCAAUCUGUUCGAGAAAUAGAUGGAAAUAGAAAGUAGAAAAUGUGUACAUACCCUGUGUCACAAAAUGUAAGCGUACCACUACAAUGUUGCAAUCAAUUAGCUCCAUGCUGAAUGGAAACGCGUUGCGAUAACAAUAUGCUAAAAAUGACAAACUCAAUUGACUCAGUCGCCAAAAUCCGGACCACGGUCAUCAGUGACCGGUAAUCGUCCGUGUCUCUGCACUGAUAAUGAUUCAUUGGCCGGUUGCAAUUUCAUUACAAUUAAUCGUUGCCCUCAGUUAACGCACAGCAUCAUCCAAGAUGAGGUCGAAAGCAGUCGUUGCUCUUCUCUUGCUCUCCAUACUGUGCUUGAGUGGCGUCAGCUGCGAAAAAGUACUCUUUUUGAUCCCUUUUCCUGGAUCUAGUCAUUGGUUGAUGUUUAAACAUUUUAUAAGGGAACUGACCGAAAGAGGUCAUGAGGUAACAGCUGUGACAAGUUACAAGUUUGGUGAAGCUAUUGACAACUAUACUGAAGUGCUGAUUGAUCCCAGUUAUCCCAUCCUUGAAAAAUUUCCGAUUUCGGCAGUUUACAGCUCACAAGAUUAUCAGAAUGAUUUCAAAAACCUGCUCCUGUAUUGGCGCCUGGGGCUGGAAACGAGUCGUUAUGCUCUGGAGAGUGCCAACGUACAAAAGUUUAUUAAACGUGAAGAUCAACAUUUUGACCUCAUCGUGGCUGAGCAAUUCUUCCAGGAAAGUUUGCUUAUGUUUGCCCACAAGUUCGAUGCUCCGAUCAUCACCAUCAGCACCAUCGGUUAUUCGGACUACAUGGAUCGGGCAAUGGGAUUGCUUACUCCAUGGUCAUUCGUGCCUCAUAUGCUACUGGAUUGUGACGAUCAGAUGAGCUUUUAUCAACGUGCUUACAAUGUGCUUCUUUCAACGGUUGAUUACAUUGGCCGAGAGCUGUAUUAUCUCCCCCAACAGAACAAACUGGCCAUGGAAAUUUUUGAUCGUUUUGUUGAUCAUCAUGGGCCUUUGCCAACUGUUCAAUCGCUGGAGAAAUCUAUCUCAGCGAUGUUGGUCAACAGCCAUCAAACUUUGGCAAAGCCACGGCCUUCCAUGGUUGGUAUCGCAAACAUUGCAGGAGCUCAUAUCAAACCACCAAAACCUCUACCACAAGAUCUUCAAAAGUUUAUGGACGAAGCUGAACAUGGAGUUAUAUAUUUUUCACUUGGAGCAUAUCUGCAGAGUUCGCUAAUGCCCCUGGAAAAACGAUCUAUUCUGUUGAAUGUUUUUGCAAAAUUGCAACAACGCGUUAUAUGGAAAUAUGAGUCAGGUGACCUGACGGACGUUCCCGACAAUGUCCUGAUUCGAAGGUGGGCUCCCCAGAACGACAUCCUCGCUCAUAAAAAUGUGAUUCUGUUUAUCUCUCAUGGUGGUCUGUUCGGGACGUUCGAAUCGAUGCAUCAUGGAGUGCCCACGUUAUUCAUACCGUUCUUUGCCGAUCAGCCUCGAAAUGCUGCCCGAGGAGUUCGCAGUGGAUAUGCCAGAAAACUGUCGUUCAAGGAUAUCACGGAGGAUUCAUUAUUCGAGAACAUUAGGGAAAUGGUUCAAAAUAAAGAGUACUCAACGAGGGCGCAGGAGAUUUCCGUAAUUUUCCGGGAUAGACUGGUGGAUCCGAUGAACGAGUCAAUCUUUUGGAUGGAGUAUGUUAUGCGGAACAAGGGUGCAAGGCAUUUGAAAUCUCAGGCGGUGAAUCUUUCAUUGGUGCAGUACCUUUUGUUGGAUAUUGUAGCUUCUGUGCUAGUAGCUGGAGUAGUUUUUGAAAUGGUUUUGAAAGUAUGUUGUUUGUGUAGAAAACAGAAGGACACUAGAUAUAAAAAGAAACAGAAUUGAUUUUGAUACCACUUUUGUGGCCAAUAAAGCACAUGGAACUACAAAGUUUUAAAAUGUUGUUUUGUGAAAAUAUAUAUUAAUU
This is a messenger RNA of Aedes aegypti (yellow fever mosquito), 1961 nucleotides long. RefSeq names its product UDP-glucuronosyltransferase 2B7. The coding region runs from base 308 to 1879 and encodes 523 amino acids. Lineage: Eukaryota; Metazoa; Arthropoda; Insecta; Diptera; Culicidae. Gene Ontology annotation, molecular function: UDP-glycosyltransferase activity. The transcript has 2 exons. The record is from RefSeq and is a predicted model, not a curated record.